UCUGUCUUCUAAAGCUUUUGCUUAGCUUAGAUACUCUGCACCUCUACUGUCUGUGUUCCACAAAAAACACAUUAGUCUCUCUCUCUCUCUAUCUCUCUCUCUCUCCGACCAUGGAGGCAACCUCAAAAUGUUCGCCGGAAUCAACCACCUCCGGCGACGUCUCAGGGAAGUUUAUGGACCUCUUGAGGGAACACGACGACGAUGACGACGCCGCCGAGCUCUUCCCGGAGAUUCCCAUUAAAGAAGAAUUGAUAGAGGAGGUGAUGCAAGAGCUUUACAAGGAGAUAACUUAUACCUCCGAUUGCUACACCAACAUAUCAUCGUCGCCGGCGACUAUGCCUUCGCCGUCGUUGGCAGCGUCGUUUGUGGUUGGCAAUGGGAAGAGCGAAAGCUGCGGGGCAUCGGUGUCUGACUCGGCGUCGACGGUGAUGGUGGGGGUGGAGUUUGUGGGAUCCGGCGAGAGGUUGGGCGGCGUCAAAAAGACGGAGGUUGGAAAUGGUUCGUCGUCGUCGGCUGUGGGGAAGGGUUAUGGGGAAGGAGAAGUGGACGGCUGUAAUAGCGUGGAGGUGGAUGAUGAGUGGCUGGCAAGGGUUCUGAGUUGGGGCCCAGUGGAACUUGAGCCGUGGAUUUGAUAUGAAUCAUGCAUGAACGAGUGUGUUGUGGGGUCUUUUACUUAGGCACAUGUAGUCAUAGGUCCACAGCGCGGACUGAAUAUGAAUACCUUUUUAAGUUAUAUAAUUACGUUUCCUUGAUUAGGCAGGGUAUUGGCUUAGCCAUAACAAGGUUGCUCAAAAGAGUUUAGUUUUUUGUGUAUGUAUGGAUUCUGUGUGUGAUAUCCAAAAUCCCAACAAAAUUACUCUUUCUUUU
This is a messenger RNA of Ziziphus jujuba (common jujube), 867 nucleotides long. RefSeq lists its product as uncharacterized. The transcript has a single exon. NCBI's taxonomy places the organism in Eukaryota, Viridiplantae, Streptophyta, Magnoliopsida, Rosales, Rhamnaceae. The record is from RefSeq and is a predicted model, not a curated record. The coding region runs from base 111 to 632 and encodes 173 amino acids.